This is a messenger RNA of Spodoptera exigua (beet armyworm), 4696 nucleotides long. The record is from the annotation of a GenBank genome assembly. Lineage: Eukaryota; Metazoa; Arthropoda; Insecta; Lepidoptera; Noctuidae.
AUGCCUCAUUGCGCUUACCCCGCAACCCCGGCUGAACAUCAGCCCUUUAGGGCCCCGUCUGUGGUGGUCUAUUGGCUCUUUGAGGCGCGCGUGGUAUGCUACGCGCCGUACGCUCGGGUCUGGUUCUGGUCGGGCGGCGAGCUACCCUUACUCGCCGUCCGCAGACCCGCGCUUACGGUGGCCGGAGAUCAUCUCUCGUUACAAGUCGGUAAACAAGCAGACGGAUUACCUGAUGGUAAGCAAUUAGCGCCGCCCAUGGACACCCGUAACGGAGGAGUUACGAGAUUGGGCGGGGAUACGGGGAGGGUGAGGAUUAGGCCUCUGGUAACCGCAGGCAUACAAAGAAAGUCAAGCGUACGGUGCAUAGUGUUCCGCGCGCACCUCAAAGAGCCAAUAGACCACCGCAAACGGGGCCCUAUAGGACUGAUGUUCAGCCGGGCUUGCGAGGACACGGAGUUAUACGCCCCCUCGCCAAGUGUGGAGAGUCUGCAAGAGUUGGCGCAGGCAAUGGGCGCAGCCGGCUUUGAACACUACACCGAGGGCAAGGCACUGGUCAAGAGGCUGAUACCCCCUGACAACCAGCCUGAAGAUAUUGUCGAAUAUCAAGGAGUUAUCGGUAGAGCCGGCGUGGACUUCCCAGCGUUCCCCAACAUUCCCCCUACCGGAUUCAACUGCAAGAACGUACCAACUGGAUACUACGCUGACUUGGAAACCGAUUGUCAGGUAUUCCACAUCUGCGACACAUCCCGCAAAAUCUCGUUCCUUUGUCCUAACGGCACCAUCUUCAGCCAGUCGCACCUCAUAUGUGACUGGUGGUUCAAGGUGGACUGCGCCUCCGCCCCAGCACUCUACGAAUCCAGCGCCGAGUACUACUCCAACGAACAGAAGAAGAGUCAGAAAAUUACUCAAAGCCUCAGCAAGAACCAGGACCUUCAGCAAAUCGGCGCCGACACCAACAUUAGGGCGGAGUCAAGGCGUACGCCAGUCAAUGUGCCCAGCACGACUGAACGACUGCUCAGGAGCAGGCAGAGACAGACCGAGAUCCCUAAAGCAACGGUGAAGACUUACCAAGCGUUGUUCACUGACAACUUCAACCCCACUCAAAGAACUGCCGCUACUACUGCGUUUGAACAAAGAAGGAAGAGCUUGGUUCAACUUAUUUCUACAAACUUCGGUAACAUUCCAGCAAGAACUACACAGCCCACUUACACAGAAUCUCCAGUGUACAGAAGUACUCCGGACUACAGUUUGAAAGAGAUGCAGGUCGCGGCUGAGACAGCAGCAUUCGCAAACAACAAUAACAGACAAUACCUGCAGGACUUCCACAACAAGAACUACAGGCCGUACCCAGUAUACACCCCAAACAUUCCUGUCAAACCUAAAGCUAAGUCUAAUCCUAAUUUGACAACUCUGUACGAUUUCCGUGAUAAGCAAUCGACUCAAUCAACUGCUGAACAAACAACGACCAAACGGCCAACAUUAGUACCAUACACUAAGAGCUAUUCGACGAUCAUUGACAAGCAAGAACCUUACACUAGACCAGGUGUAUCUCUACUCAAAGGUUUCCUCCAAAAGGAGAAGAACAAAACUUUGUCAUUAACAACUACCGAGAAAGUUCAACAGGUUACUGCUAGAAGCGAUAAUCUGGAGUCGGAAAAACAGGUGACUGGCAAUACUAAGGACAGUUUCGAGUCCGCUACCAAGAUCCCUCACACUACCAGAGCUGAUGUUUACACUCAAACAGCAUCAUCUGACAGGUAUGAUGUAUAUUCUACCACAAACAAUGCCAAUCCGACCACCACGGAACCUUCCUACCAAGAACGUCGUGAAAGACUGAUGAGAAAAUUAAACUUGGACAGGUAUGGCCCUACUGCCGCCACUGAACCUACUGCCCCUACAACUAAUACCGACAAAUACUUUGGGGACCAGCCCAACAGGCCCGGUUUAGUUGUACCACCAUCUCUUACACCGAAAACAUUACAUAGUUUGGCGAUUUAUUACGCAACAGCUUUAGAUAACUUAUCAACUACUCCUACUCCUGAAGAGGCUGAAACUGUGACUCCUGCAUUCGAUGAGUAUGAGGCUAUGGAAGAAGUUUUACCAGCUCUUUUUAGCCGUCAGACGAUUAACAAAUACAGCAACCUCUUUGGUCAACAAAUGACCAAUGCUGAACUGUUGGAAGAAAUAAGGGAAGAUCCUAAUGGAACGUACAAUGAGUUAGUAGAAGACCUUUCGGUUCAACAAAGUCAAAACCCAAUUGCUACUUCUCCACAAAUCAGGGAGUUGGCUCAAGUAUUUACACACGCUUUAUCUGCCUAUCUACAAGACCCCGUUCAGUUUAGGAAGGUUUUGUCGGAUAUAAGACCAACCCAUCCCUCUUUCGGCGAUUUGUUGACGACGACUGAAGAAUCUAUUAACACUGAGCCUACGACAACAGUAAACGAGGAAGAUGAUGAAAUAUUAGGUUUCUCAGAUGAUCAUAAAGCACUACCGCCUGUAUCAAACCUGCGAGAACCGAAGGCCUUAGGUAUUCCUACGAUAUACCCAAUCACACAGGAAACAACCACUACUCCUAGACCUACCACUGAAUACACAACACCAUCAUACAGUUCUUACAGUUCUCUAUCUACUGUCAGAAACCCAUUCAGGUGCUGUGGAAGAAUAUCAGCAUCAUACACAUCGCCUUCCACUCCUGCCGCCACAACGCCAUCUUACACAAACACCGUUGCCGUAAACGUUAACACUUUGGGCAGUCACUACAAUGAACCCUCAUCCACAACUGAAGCUGAUUACUCAGUUCCCAAAUAUGGAGGAUUCCAGAACAAUGCUUUGACUCUUAAUGACUCGCCAUACGGAGUAAAUGCUGUUUCAACUGAAGGUAAACCAUUAAGCGAAUAUGUUGAAGCUACUAACCUACCCACAGCAUGGGGCAUAGACCCGUCAGCAUCGACGAGUAAUGAUUUUGAAAGCAAGAAAAUUAAAGCCACUACAGAAAUUCCCCCUACAACAUCUGUAUACUUUACAGAGACAGAAAGCGUAGAAUUAGAGAACGAUGAAGAAUUACAAAGAGCUCACAGUCAAUCUUUCGCUGCGCCACAAGGUAACAGCAUCCGUCAUGGUAAACAAUUAAACUUUAAUGCUGAACCGAUCAAAAAACCUGCUGAAGAUCUCGAAGCUCCUACGAUUCCUGAUGCUGAUCUCACAACUGUGCAGACGACGACACAACCAACAACAACGGCUAGAGUAACAGAAAUAGAAUCUCUUACCACCACACCGACUGUAUCCGAUGUCGUGUUCACAUCUCCUGACGGCGACAGAUCAACAAACCAGCAAAGUUGGUCCAGCACGGCAUACGGCAAUUGGCAAAGCACUGUGAUAGACCCGAUCACACUUAACGACGGGUUGAGCCCGACAGCGCCAGACCAGAAUCAAGGACUAUCGGAGAACACAUACAUACCAAAUACAGCAACUACUCCCACUGAGUAUAUCGCCACGGAACAGACAGCCGCUCCAACGGUCAGCUUCGAAGUAGCCACACAUGAAAAUAAAGAACACGAAAGACAAGGAAGGCUCCUAAGAGAUUCAUCUACAGAACCCGCACAAGAUCUAACAACAAUAACUGACACAGUAGUAGAAAAGGCCAAAGAAAUCAUGAACGCGACUACUGCUGAGAAACUAAUGAACGUUAUGAAGAAAACGAAAUCGAAGACUGUGAAGAGAUUGAUAUUGCUGCUGAUACAGACAUGUGAUGAUGACCAUAACACUACUGCUGAAGCAUCGAAAAAGGCUUUGCUCGACGCUUUAAUGGCUGUUUCUCAGAAAGAUAUGGAAGAUAUUGCGAAGGAAGAAGAAACGACUGAAGUACCAACCACAGAGGCUAACGUACACAGAAGAGCAGAUAGAGUGGAAAAGAUAAGAGGAGACAGGAGAGGUAAAAGCUUAAACUUCGAUCCUAGUGCUGUUAAUUCUCUAUCAAAUGUAGCUCAGACUAGUACAACAGAGACUGCAAAAACGACAGAAGACUUGGAGACGGCAGCUACUACUUUCAGUCCACUAAGGACUAAUUCUGCAAGUCGGAGAGGUAUCAGAAAGUUCCACGUGAGGACCACGCCUUUGGAACCUAAGACCACGACUAAAGCACCGUUUGUAGAUAGUCCUAUAGCUGAAGCCAGGGUGGCAGCUCCUAGCGACACGAAAGCCACGUCGGAUACCAGGGCCUUAGAACUAUUAAGGUCACUAUACUCUAUCGCGGCGCGGUGGGGUUGAGAAUAUUCUAGAGAUGUAAGGACUUUGUUUUUAUAUUUAGGGUUGAGUCUAGUGCGACAUUUUUUAUUUUGUAAAUUCGACGUUUUUAAGAGAUUUAAGUAGCGUUCUGAUUUGUAACUUAUCUUGAGGAUAAUGAUCGGACAAAAAUCGUUUUACAUUCAAAGAAAAAAAUAAAUAAAAGUAUGUCACGAAUUAUUUAGUUAGGUAGUAAAUCCAAAUUGUAUCAAAACCCUUCACAAAUGCAAGAAUAAGUUACAAUCUGAAUCGACUAAUGUAAAGUACUUCCAAACCCUAAAUAUAAAUGUGUAAAUGUGAUUAUGUAGAUAGAAUUAUUCGUUAUCAACCUAAAUUCAAGAUCAUCAGUAUUUUCACAUACCAUGAAAAUCAUGAUGUUUUAAAUAACAAGUUGUUUAUUGAGCUAUAGGCACGU